AUGCUCUGCACGGCCCUGAUGGCAGCAGCUUUGCUGGGUACCGUGGUGAAUUCUCACAUGAUAUUGAAACAGCCACCUCCAUAUGGCAAAGAUACUCUCGAUAACUCUCCGCUAGCAGCUGAUGGUAGCAACUUUCCUUGCAAGUUGAGGCCCGGCGCUUUCCAAGCUCCUGCCGGGGAGACUGUCGCCAGGAUCGGCGAAAGCAUGCCGUUGAGCUUUAUUGGCAGUGCUACCCAUGGUGGUGGCUCCUGCCAGGUCAGUCUGACCAGUGACCUCCAACCGUCAAAAGACUCGAAAUGGAUGGUGAUCAAGUCUAUUGAAGGUGGGUGCCCGGCCAAUGUUGCGGGCAACCUCGACGGGGGCGCAGAUUUAGAGGGUGCAACUGUGUUCCAUUACACCAUCCCUGAAGGCAUCGAUCCGGGCCAAUAUACUCUUGCCUGGACUUGGUUCAACCGUAUUGGAAACCGCGAGAUGUACAUGAACUGUGCCCCGAUCACCGUCGCUGUUGGAUCUUCGGAGCGCUCUGCAAACCCAGAAGAGAACGUUGUCCUGAAGCGCUCUGCCAGUUUCCCUCCAAUGUUUAUCGCCAACAUCAACGGUUGCAUCACCAAGGAAGGUAUAGACAUUCGCUUCCCUGACCCUGGCGACGACGUUGAGUUUGCCGGAAAUCCUGCCAACCUAGCACCAGUUGGCAGUGCAGUCUGCACCGGUGUCCCCACUUUCGGCGGUGAUGGUAUGGCUGCUGGAACUGCGCGAAACGCUGUAACUCCGGCCUUGGUGCAUAAGAUGGCUUCUGUCUCGAUAGCAAAUGUCAAUGCCAUGAAAUCCACUGUUUUACAUCUUGUCUCAGGGUCGUGGAGAAUAACAAAUUCGACCACACCCCGCGAACCAACGUCGAUGCUAGCGCACGCUCUGGAUAGCCUGACGAUUGCUGCCGGGUCUCCGGCCGCAACAACGAGCACCGAACGACCGUCGAAGACGGCCGAUUUGAGACGCUCUCGCGUCAUGAAAUGGGGUCGACAGCACGCCAAUUCGUGGAUCACCUAG
This is a messenger RNA of Aspergillus alliaceus, 1047 nucleotides long. RefSeq lists its product as uncharacterized. The transcript is spliced from 4 exons. NCBI's taxonomy places the organism in Eukaryota, Fungi, Ascomycota, Eurotiomycetes, Eurotiales, Aspergillaceae. The record is from RefSeq and is a predicted model, not a curated record. Bases 1 to 1047 code for a protein of 348 amino acids.